Oryzias latipes (Japanese medaka) is the source of this 2284-nucleotide messenger RNA. It is a transcript of the gene kif22, whose product is annotated as kinesin family member 22. Gene Ontology annotation, molecular function: ATP binding; microtubule binding; microtubule motor activity. Gene Ontology annotation, cellular component: microtubule associated complex. Gene Ontology annotation, biological process: mitotic spindle organization; spindle elongation; DNA repair. The record is from RefSeq and is a predicted model, not a curated record. NCBI's taxonomy places the organism in Eukaryota, Metazoa, Chordata, Actinopteri, Beloniformes, Adrianichthyidae.
UACGUUUACAAUUAUAUAUUUAAUGUGUUAAUAAGACACUGUCUAAUAAAGCAAUAUGUCGCGAGCUCUGAUUGGUUAAUGUCGUUUCCGGUCGAAGCUGUCUUGGAUUUAAAAGUUUUCGGUUAGAAAGUUUUCGGGGCUGCCAGCGCCAUUAUUAAAUGGAGGUACUUGCGCCAUGGUAAAAGUGUGUUUUUAACGACACAAAAGGAUUCUUGAAAACAACACAACAUGGCGGCGCAGCGCGUGACCGUUUCAUCAGAUGGAAACAAGAAGAUUUCAAGAGUUCGAGUCGCGGUUCGUCUUCGGCCCUACUUAGACAAAGAGGACGAGAAGGGCGAAGGGCCGUGCGUGCGGGGCCUGGAUAAGCAAAACCUGGAAAUAGUCAACUGGAGGAAUGCAACAGAAACCGUCAAAUACCAUUUCGACGCUUUUCAUGGUGAAAAGACGACACAGCAGGAGGUUUUCCUCUCAUCUGUAAAGCCCGUCUUGUCCCACGUAUUGAACGGACAGAAUGCCAGCGUGUUUGCUUAUGGGCCCACUGGAGCUGGUAAGACCCACACUAUGUUGGGCAGUGCAGAAAAACCUGGCGUCAUCCCCAGAGCUGUACGGGAGGUCUUCAAUCUGGUCCAUGCAAAAGAUGCAGAGGAAGGCUGGGAUUACAGCAUCAGCAUGUCCUAUCUAGAAAUUUAUAACGAGAAGGUUUUGGAUCUUCUGUCGCCGAGCUCCCAGGAUUUGCCAAUCAGACAGGACAAAGACAAGAACAUAUUUAUCCCAGGCCUCACCAAUGUCACCAUCUCCUCCUUCUCGGACUUUGACACACAUUUUGUCCCUGCCAGUUUAAACCGAACCACAGCUUCCACCAAAAUGAACCAGCGCUCAAGUCGCAGUCACGCUAUCCUUCUGAUCAAGGUUGUGCGGACUUCCCGUGUUUUACCCCACAGGCAGCAGACGGGCAAACUCUACCUGGUGGACUUGGCUGGCUCUGAAGACAACCGUCGCACCGGCAACCAGGGCAUCCGCCUAAAGGAGAGCGGCGCCAUCAACCUGUCCCUCUUCACGCUCAGCAAGGUGGUGGACUCCCUGAACUCCGGCACAUCGGUCCGCGUGCCGUACAGAGACAGCAAACUGACCCGCCUGCUGCAGGACUCUCUGGGAGGCUCGGCCCACUCCGUCAUGAUCACCAACAUCGCACCAGAAUACAAAUACUACUUUGACACAUUUAGCGCGCUGAACUUUGCGGCCAAAUCCAAGAUGAUUGUGAACAAGCCUUUCACGCGGGAGACUGUGGCCGUUCCUGUGUUACCAGUGAAGCGAGCCCGAGAGGAGCAUAAGGCUGGAGGUUCUGGCAGCGAGCCACACAGGAAGAAACAGAAAGACGGGAAAACACCCGAGCAGGACGCCUCUUCACCUUCAGCCGAUUCCAUUUUGGCGGAGCCAUCUGUCAUGGACAGACUGAUUGCUUUGGAGAAGCUGGUGAUGAAUUGCCAAAACAAAGACCGGCUGAGCGUGACUAAGGAUGUGGCUCAGUCUCGCAAAGAAAUCCAGGAGCUGAAGAAGAAGCAGAAGGAGUUUGAGAGUAAAGCCAUGCUUUUCAGCCAAGUGGCCAAAGAAACCCCCGGUUCUGCAGAAGAGCCCGUCUUCAAAAACACCACGGCUCCUCUUCAGAGAAAACCUGCUAGGCAGCAGGCUGUGGUCCAACCCCUGCAAGUGUCUCAGCUGCAGCCUCCUGUCCACCUUGCUGUCUUCAAGAAACAGUCCGUCUGUGUCAAGAAGAGGGAGCUUUCCAGCAGGAUUGAGCUCCCAGACGGUAAGGAGAACAUGAAGGAGAAUUCCUGGGAGUCCCAACUAGACACGCAAAUGCUGGAACAGUCAAAACAGAAAAUCCUGCACAUCUUGAACAGCGGCGGUGUUAAAGAGCUCAAAAGUCUGCAGCAGAUUGGGGACAAGAAGGCAAAGCUGCUUCUGGGCUGGAGAGAGCUUAACGGCCAAUUCACAAAGUUGGAAGAUCUGGAAAAAGUAGAAGGCAUGACAGAAAAGAGAUUUGCCUCUUUUUUAAAGGCGAACAUCCUGAGUGCCAUGGGGAAAUGAUCUGUUUUUAUAAUGUGUACAUGUAUAUAUAUAUAUUUUUUUCUUUACAUCAGUUGGACAUAGUUUUUAUUUCCAAAGCUUUUGUUUUUGUAAUUUAAGUUUUUUUUCUUUUUCAAAGCUUUUAAUGUUUUUGUAAUGCCAGCUUUUUCCUGUGGGUGGCACACUCGUGCGUUUUAAUAAACCUCACGUGAAUGAA